CACUCCUUUAAACCCUUUUCCUCCCCUCGGCAGCUUCAGAGAGAGCUCUGCCCUUUGACAUGUCUCUCUUCACUUCCUAAAAACCUCUUUAAUUGGAAACUUUUUUAUUUAUUUUUGUAUCUUAUUUUAUUUUAAGUCGUCUGGGAUUUCAAGCUCACGCGUGGAAAGAUGAAACCUCCGGAGGAAGCGAUCGUGUUUGUGCUGUCACUGCUGGCUCCUGGAGUUUUGUUCACGAUGAACAAGUUACCUGGGAUUCAGGAACCUUUUCUCAUCCUGGGAACUGGAGUGGUCAUCCUGGGGUCAGUUCUUCUCCUCUUCCACCUCACAGUGAGACACGACAAAAAAGUGGAGCCCUUAUUCUACGUGUUUGCAGAGUUUUCCUUCACCUGCAUGGUGGGUUUGACCAAUGCUCUACAGCAGGACGGCUUCAUCUCCGGCUUCAUGGACUUCUACCUGAAGAUGGGGGAGCCUCACCUCAGCACUGCCUACGCCGUGAUGAUGUGCUACUGGGAAGGGGUUGUGCACUUCACGAUCUUCCUUACAAUCAUCCACCGCAUGUUUGCAGGGAAGUCCUACCGAAGCCUGGGCCUGCUGUGGGCGGGUUCCUCCAUCGCCCAUCAAAUAGUUCACAUUCCAGGAGUGGUCAUCGGUAAGCACGGCUCUAACAUUCGGCCAGCCUUUUGGAGGAACGUUCCUUUCUUUUUGGCGCCUUUCUGGGCAGCAUGUGUGCUGCUUCGCAGACCGAGGGUGAUGCCAGUCAUCACAGCAGAUGAGAUUGCAGUGGAACAGAAGAAACAUCUUCUGUCUCGACCUGUCGAGCUGCUUCUGUCUCUGCUUCUGCUGGGAGUCAUCUCCUUCUGUGUUUUCAGAGCUCUGGUGGUGCUGGACUGUCCCAUGGACGCCUGCUUCACUUACAUCUAUCAGUAUGAGCCGUACCUCAAGGACCCGGUGGGCUUUCCCAAAGUUACGAUGCUGGUGCAUUUUUUCUAUGCCGUGCCCCUCCUUGUCGUCCUCAUCUAUGGUCUGAUGACGCCAGGAUGCAGCUGGAUGUUGGACUGGACCCUCUUUCUUGCUGGAGCUGUAGCUCAGACCCAGUGGUGCCACAUCGGAGCCUCCCUCCACUCCCGCACUCCCUUCACGUACAGAGUCCCAGCAGACAAACGCUGGCCUGUUCUGACGCUGAAUGUGCUGCUCGCUGUUGCACCAGUUCUUCUGGCCCUUCGCUGCCACACCAACCCAGCCUAUUUUAUGAAACCCGUUCCCAAAGGACAGACCAGUAAUAAGAAGAAGACAAACUAGACCACACGCCAGCCGCCGGCUGCCGAGGAAUACGUCAUGCUGUCACAGGGCCAUUGUUUUCUGGGAAUGGCUUUUGGAGCACAGACUGCAUCAAAUACUUUUGUUUUUUUGAAGACCCAGAGGAAAUCUGAAAGCGUUGCUCUGUAACUCGGUGGUUCGAAUCCGGCCACCCCACGCGGCACUCCUUGCAUGGACUGUUGGACCCUGAUAAGCAGCUUGUGGAAGCGAGGAUUGCGAUUACAUCUUUUUUUCAGGUGACUCAUGCAACUAUCUACUUGGUGACUUCAUAAACUUUGACAUUUGACCUUAAUCAUAAAGGUCAUCAAUGCACCACUCUAGGAGUAAAGGGCUUUCUAAGCAGGAAGUCAAAACUCCCGCUCUUCAUUGUAAUCAGUCGCAAAAAGUCUUUAUUUCAGAUGGAAACUUAAAUAAUAGGAAGCUUUUGCUGCUGAUAAAAGAGAGAACCAACUCUGGAAAAGAUGCCAAAAAUUUAGGUGUUUUUCUAUUAUUAUUUUGAUUAAAAAGUUGAAUAUUUAGUUUAAAUGGAGUUGCAUGUCGUUUGUUUUUUUGCCUAAUAAACAAUUCUAUUCCUAAUGUUCUUCUGGAUUUGUGCAUUUUGAAUAAAUUAUGCUUUUCUGAAUAAAAAAA
This is a messenger RNA of Oryzias melastigma (Indian medaka), 1947 nucleotides long. RefSeq lists its product as uncharacterized. Gene Ontology annotation, biological process: regulation of lipid metabolic process; lipid homeostasis. NCBI's taxonomy places the organism in Eukaryota, Metazoa, Chordata, Actinopteri, Beloniformes, Adrianichthyidae. Bases 169 to 1299 code for a protein of 376 amino acids. Gene Ontology annotation, cellular component: endoplasmic reticulum-Golgi intermediate compartment membrane; endoplasmic reticulum membrane. The transcript has 10 exons. The record is from RefSeq and is a predicted model, not a curated record.